Molecule: messenger RNA, 1283 nt
Organism: Mollisia scopiformis
Lineage: Eukaryota; Fungi; Ascomycota; Leotiomycetes; Helotiales; Mollisiaceae
Exons: 1
Coding region: 40-1038 (332 amino acids)
Source: RefSeq, a predicted model, not a curated record
ACGGCAGCAGCCUUGGUCCUCGCGGUCGUGGCGUCCGCAAUGCCUGCAAUGUCGAACAAUCACCAGUCGACCCCACGCAUGUCAAGCAGCGACACGUCCAACAGCAACUGCUCCAGCUCCCGACAAUGCAUGACCAACAUGGUCACCAAGAUCUUGGAUUCAAUGGUAGCGCACAACCCAGACACCCUGCCUCUAGCAAUGAUUUAUAGGGCCACUGAAAACUCUCACCCGGCAGCCCUCGGCAUGAUGACUUCCUGGCGUACCAUCACCAAGGCCGGCCCGCCCAGCCUGCUUGCAAUCGACACUACCAACGGCACAGCGUACUUCGCUCUAGAUAUCAGCGAAGGCAACGACGCUAUUCAAAACGUCCUUCGAGGCCGAGUCAAAGUGGUUGGCCAGAAUAUCACUGAGCUCGAGCUUUUCAUCAACCGCUUCCGUGGCGACCACGGCUUCUCCUUCUCGUCCCAGGAACUUCCAUCCAACUACAAAGACUUGAUGAACCCCCCAGCGAACCGAACAAAGCCCAGCCGGGCAGACUUAGAGGCCAUCAGCGCUGCCCUCUUCGCCAACUCUAGCAACCCGGCUAGCAACACCUCAGUCACUGUCGCCGACGACUGCCAGUUCACCGAAUUAGGCUGGCGGGUCAUCGAUACUGGGAACUAUGGAAACGCUUCCUCGAGCCCUCUCGACUGUACUUGGCCCACCGAUCACCCUACUGACCCCAACGCCCGGAUUAACCUUGUCAUCGACGAGGAGAUGGGCUUUGUUAUCACCAGCGGUGUUGUUCCCGGUAAAGUCUUCCCCUACGCAAAUAUCACCGAGUCCGCUUUCAUUCCGGACACCUUGACUGCGGCCCAGGAAGCUCAGCAGGCUUGGAUGGACCAGAUGAUCGAGUUGGGCACGAUUCCCAUGCUGGAGCCCACUGGUGCUACUGGUGACACUCUAGAAUUGCUCCAGCUCUAUAAUGAUGAGCUUCAGGCUAUGCAGAUUAAUGUCUACUUGAGCGGUCCGGGUAUGACGUCUCCUUGGUUGUCGUAGAUAGAAAGUUUGUGGGGCGCCGCGGCUUGAAUAGACAUCAGUUAUGGUGCCACUCGUCUCUCAUAGAUGUCCGGUACUCCUAGUGGUUGCAGCAUAAUGAGUCAGCGCCAUGAAUGAUCAAGAGACUUUUUUUUGUUUUUUCACCAUAAAGUUAAUGUAAAGGAUGAAAUCUUGGGAACACCUAUUUGAGUUAAUGGAAUCGUCCAGAGACUUUAUGACUUGCAAGUCCUAUGUAUAAUGUUAGG